Molecule: messenger RNA, 1232 nt
Organism: Rhipicephalus microplus (southern cattle tick)
Lineage: Eukaryota; Metazoa; Arthropoda; Arachnida; Ixodida; Ixodidae
Product: neprilysin-1
Biological process (GO): protein processing
Cellular component (GO): plasma membrane
Molecular function (GO): metalloendopeptidase activity
Source: RefSeq, a predicted model, not a curated record
AUGGACGUUUCCCUGUUCUGCUUGCUGGCUGUUGGACUAGGGCUGCUAUUCAGCAUAGUUGUGUUGGUAGUUGCACUCCUUACAACUCCACAACAAAUACAAGAUCACGCCUGCAAGCUGGAAAACGACAUUCAUGUCGCCAACAUGAAGACACUAAGUGAUGAGAUUACUCUAUCUUCCAAUCAACUUGCCUUGAAGAAAGCAGCCGCAAUGUACCAGGCAUGCGUGGCUUUCGCCUCGUCAAACCGAAUGGAGACGAAAUACCUCGUCGACUGGAUGUUAUCGCUUAACCUCGAUUUCUUCAACGAGACGAGAUUCGCGACUGUGAACCCGGUUGAGAUGAUGGUUCGCGGCUCUCUGGAUCUUGGAGUGCAGGCCGUGGUAGCUAUUACUUUCGGUGAGCUGGAAUUCGUCAAUUCCAAAAGAAAAAUUCAGAGCGAAUCUGUCGGCAAAGACGGGUUGCGAUACCUAGUCGCUUGGAGCUUCUACAGAAAGCUGAUCAAGUACACAGUGCCCCGAUUGCUUCGCAAUUACGUUUCGGCCAACACGGCUUGCUACGGUGAAAUAAAAGAAUUUAUGAACCUGGCGGUCAUGAGCUCCUACUUCACGUCCGUGGUUCCACCACGCAUGAUAUACCAGACAAAGCGCAUGGCGUAUCGAAUUCGCAGCGCCUUCGAGAAAGCCCUGAAUUCCUCAAACUGGAUUGGCCGCGAUAUUCGUGAUGAACUUAUCAACAAGUUGAUCGACGUGACCUUCUACGUGGGAAGUCAAGGACGGCGAUCAGAUCCAGCAUUCGUCGAAGAGGUUUACCGGCCUUAUCCAGACGCACCACAGGAACCUUUUUUCCCCACGUGGAUGAAGGUGCUGUCUUUAUCUUCUCACUAUACUUGGACUGACCAAAAUGAUUUGCUGUACAACGAGGCUGCACCCAACGGUUUCUACAUAAUACCCUACAACGAUAUUGUCGUAUCCCCAGGCAUAAUGCAGAGUCCAUUCUUGUAUUUGGACGGGCCAAUCGCCCUCAAUUACGGUGGGCUUGGAAUGCUGUCCUUGAGCGGCCAGCACGAAACCUUGAACGACACGGUGGACUCGGAGAAUCUGGCCGACCUUGUGGGGACCAUGGUCGCGUAUGCUGCCUACUCGUCGUUGCCCCAAAAAUACAAGGACAUAAAAUUAGUCAACCUCGACAUAUUAACAGAACGCUUGUUCUUCAUCAACCAUUGUGUGAAAUG